CACACCCACACACACCUAUGAGGGCGGAGCUUCAGCAGCUAAGGUCUGAGCUUUUCAUCCUGCAGUCAGAGAUCCAGAGAAGCUGAAGGACGAUCUGCUGCAGCUGCAUCUGAAGGAGACCGGCAUGAUCCUUCUCUGAUCCAGCCAGCUGUCUUCUCCCCUCAUUGGUCGCUCCCGAUGACAUGAUGAGCUCCGCCUUCUCUCAGUCACUCUUUGAUUGCUUCGGUAUGUCUCCCCCUGUUGGACUGGAGGAGCGGAGCAGGUCCCAGCACUCAGAGUCUCUGUCCACCUCUGUCCCCAUCCUCUUCUAUCCCCCCAAUAUGGACCCAUCUACCCUAAGCCUGUAUAAGGGCCCUCUGAGGGGCCCCGGAGGGAUCCUGCCAUACCUGUCCCCAUUCCACCAUCAUGGACACUUCAGUGUCUACGAGUGUCCGUUUGAGCCAGCGUUUAUCCAGAAACGAAACGAACGCGAACGUCAGCGCGUUAAGUGUGUGAACCAGGGCUACGCCAAGCUAAGGGACCACCUGCCGGGGCAGAGCGCCGAAAAAAGGCUUAGCAAGGUGGAGACGCUUCGAGCCGCCAUCAGGUAUAUCAAGUACUUGCAGAGGCUGGUAAAGAUGGAGGAAGAAGAUCAAGAGGAGGCGGAGUCAUCCAGGGGCAGCCCGUCUGUACCGGACAACGGAGGAGGGACGCAGGCUGUUGAGCUCUAAACAAAACCUUCUGCUUCCCAUGGAGGACCAAUCAGAUCCCACCAUCAAAAGGGAGG
Messenger RNA from Cyprinodon variegatus (sheepshead minnow), 766 nucleotides. RefSeq names its product achaete-scute homolog 5-like. Gene Ontology annotation, molecular function: RNA polymerase II transcription regulatory region sequence-specific DNA binding; DNA-binding transcription factor activity, RNA polymerase II-specific; protein dimerization activity. Gene Ontology annotation, biological process: positive regulation of transcription by RNA polymerase II. The transcript has 2 exons. NCBI's taxonomy places the organism in Eukaryota, Metazoa, Chordata, Actinopteri, Cyprinodontiformes, Cyprinodontidae. Bases 183 to 710 code for a protein of 175 amino acids. Gene Ontology annotation, cellular component: RNA polymerase II transcription regulator complex. The record is from RefSeq and is a predicted model, not a curated record.